AUGGCCACGUCGAAGAAAGUUAUAACCAGGGCCGAGUGGGAGAAGAAGCUCAAUGAUGUUAAAGUUAGAAAGGAAGAUAUGAACAAAUUGGUUAUGAACUUUCUGGUUACAGAGGGUUAUGUAGAGGCUGCUGAAAAAUUUCGACUCGAAUCCGGGACAGAGCCAGAUAUAGAUCUCGCUACAAUCAGCGACCGUAUGGCAGUUAAGAAGGCAGUACAGAGUGGCAACGUGGAGGAUGCUAUCGAAAAAGUUAAUGAUUUGAACCCGGAGAUACUGGACACAAACCCUCAACUCUAUUUCCAUCUCCAACAGCAGCGUUUGAUAGAAUUGAUCCGAAAUGGGAAAGUAGAAGAAGCUCUUGAGUUUGCUCAAGAGGAACUUGCUCCACGGGGAGAGGAAAACCAAGGCUUUCUAGAAGAGUUGGAGAGAACUGUUGCACUGCUCGCAUUUGAAGAUGUGGCCAAUUGCCCUGUUGGCGAUCUCCUCGAUAUUUCUCAACGCCUUAAGACAGCUAGCGAGGUGAAUGCAGCUAUCCUCACCAGUCAAAGCCAUGAAAAAGAUCCAAAGCUUCCAAGCCUGUUGAAAAUGCUUAUAUGGGUUCAGAAUCAGCUGGACGAGAAAGCCACUUAUCCUCGAAUUACCGAUUUAUCCACUGCAACCCUCGAAGACCCUGCUGCUUGA
Messenger RNA from Striga hermonthica, 681 nucleotides. The record is from the annotation of a GenBank genome assembly. Lineage: Eukaryota; Viridiplantae; Streptophyta; Magnoliopsida; Lamiales; Orobanchaceae.